AUGAAAGCUCAGCGGAGGCGGGCCUCACGGCGUCGUGGCUCCCAGCUACCGGUGCCCCGUUGGCCGGCACCGGGGAUGUGUCUCCUGCUCGGGGCUGCGGGAGUCGGCAAGACCCUGCUGGUGAAACGCCUGCAGAAGCUGAGCUCGGGAGAUGGCAAGGGCGACCUGGGGGAUCCUCCGCCGACGCGGCCCACGGUGGGCACCAACCUCACUGACAUCGUGGCCCACAGGAAGAUCACCAUCCGAGAGCUCGGGGGUUGCAUGAGCCCCAUCUGGUCUAGUUACUAUGGAAACUGCCAUUCGCUCCUGAGACCUGCCCUGUUACAUGACCUUGGAGGAAAUAAAGUCAUUGAUCAGGCUUCCAGACAUCAUUGCUUGUGCCAAGCAGAGCAUUACCACGGCAGAAAUAAGUGCCAGGGACGGCACUGGCUUGGGAGCGGUGCUGCUGUGGCUCCAGGAGCAACACCGACAGGGAGGUUGACUGCCAGAUGGAGAAUUACGGCUGACCCACCCGGUGCCUGGGAGACAAAGAACGGCAUGACAGUCUCCAAAGGUCUGUGCUGGUAGCAGACCCACCCGGUGUCUCCCCAAGUGGUUGGGAUACAUUGUACAGACACUGGUCAUUGGCCUCUGAACAGUGCUCCCAGGACUGGGAGAAGACAGACCUCAGGAGGAUAAAGUGCUGCUGGGACUCCCUCCUGCUAGGGAACUCUGGACCUGUGCUUGAGGGCUUCAGACUGCACAGCUCCACGGAGCCCACAUCUUUUUUGUAGUGUAAGCUCUGCCCUGCUGAUGUCCUGACCAUGUUCCCCAGGGAAAGUACAAUUUUUUUAUAUUUAUAGAAUUAUUAUAUUCAUUAAAUUAAUGAAGUGAG
This is a messenger RNA of Phodopus roborovskii (desert hamster), 874 nucleotides long. It is a transcript of the gene Arl16, whose product is annotated as ADP ribosylation factor like GTPase 16. Bases 1 to 567 code for a protein of 188 amino acids. The record is from RefSeq and is a predicted model, not a curated record. Gene Ontology annotation, molecular function: GTP binding; GTPase activity. NCBI's taxonomy places the organism in Eukaryota, Metazoa, Chordata, Mammalia, Rodentia, Cricetidae. The transcript is spliced from 4 exons.